AUGGGCCUCACGAAGCAGUACCUGCGCUACGGGCCGGCUGCACUCUUCGGGCUGGUGGCCAGCACUCGGGGAAACGUCGCCUUUGUGGCACUGCGUGGUGAGCAGGGCCGCUGCGUGGCUGUGCCGGCCUGCGAGCACGUCUUUGUGUGGGAUACGCGGAAAGGCGAGAAGGUCCUUAUCCUUAAGGGUCUCAAGGAGGAGGUCAGUUGUCUCUGCCCUUCUCCAGAUGGGUUGCACUUGGCUGUUGGAUAUGAAGAUGGAUCAAUCCGUGUCUUCAGCCUCCUCAGCGGAGAAGCAAAUGUCACUUUCAAUGGACACAAGGCUGCAGUGACAGCCCUGAAGUAUGACCAUCUGGGGGGCCGGCUGGUGUCUGGCUCAAAGGACACGGAUGUCAUUUUGUGGGAUGUCAUCAAUGAGAGUGGUUUGUACAGGCUGAAAGGGCACAAGGAUGCAGUCACACAAGUCCUGUUGCUGAAGAGGAACCUGCUGGUUACCAGUGGCAAAGAUACAUUGGUGAAAUGGUGGGACUUGGACACCCAGCACUGCUUCAAAACUUUGGUUGGACACCGUACAGAGGUUUGGGGGCUGGCUUUGGUGUCAGAGGAGAAACGUCUGAUUACUGGGACUGCUGACAGUGAGCUGAGAGUGUGGGAUAUCAGUUAUAUCCAAGAGAUCAAAAACCCUGAUGAACCAGAAUCCAAGAAAAGCAAAGGGUCUUCACUUGGAGCAGAAGAAAACACUGGAGAAGAUGAGACCCUGAAGCUGGAUGGGAGUCCUGAGGAGCGCCUCCUGACAUGCAGCAAAGUUGGAUCCAUCAUGCGGGAAGGAAGAGAUCGAGUAAUCACUCUAGCUACAGACCAAACAGGCAAAAUUUUGGCCUGCCAUGGAACAGAUGCUGUGCUGGAAGUGUUCUCUGUUCUUUCUGAAGAGGAAGUCCAAAAGAAAUUGGAAAAGAAAACAAAGAAAGCAAAGAAAAAAGCCAAGCAGAAAUCUGAAGAACAACCUGACGGCACUGUGGAGCUGAGCCUGCAGGAGGAGAUUCAGCGGGUCACUAACAUCAGAGCUUCUGCUAAAAUCAAGUCAUUUGACUUGACUCUCUCUUCAAAAGGAGAGCUGAAGAUUGUAUUGCUGCUCCAGAACAACAUCAUUGAGUCAUAUAACCUGAACCUGUCAGCGCAAGUCCCACAGGCUGUCCGUGCAUCUAAGAUAACCAUUGGAGGCCACCGCAGCGAUGUCAGGACAUUGGCUUUUAGCUCUGACAACAUUGCCAUUCUCUCAGCAGCUGCAGAGUCUGUAAAGAUUUGGAACAGAUCGACCUUGCAGUGCAUCCGAACAAUGGAGUGUGAUUAUGCGUUAUGCUCGCUCUUUGUGCCUGGAGAUCGACAGGUCAUUGUUGGCACUAAGACAGGAAAGCUGCAGCUGUAUGACCUGGCUUCUGGGAGUCUGAUGGAGACACUCACAGCUCAUGAUGGGGCAGUGUGGUCCAUCGCUCUUUCACCAGACCAGCAUGGCUUUAUGACAGGAGGUGCUGAUAAAUGUGUCAAGUUCUGGGAGUUUGAGCUUGUGAAGGAUGAAAGCAUCAUUCAGAAAAGGCUCUCUAUAAAACAGAUGCGCAUCUUGCAGCUGGAUGAAGAUGUUCUCUGUGUGCGGUACAGCCCCAAUCACAAGUUGCUGGCUGUCUCUUUACUAGAUUGCACUGUGAAGGUUUUCUACACUGACACACUCAAGUUUUUCCUUUCCCUGUAUGGACACAAGCUGCCAGUGCUGUGCAUGGACAUUUCCUAUGAUGGGGCUCUCAUUGCAACUGGCUCUGCUGAUAGGAAUGUGAAAAUCUGGGGUUUGGAUUUUGGAGACUGUCACCGUUCUCUCUUUGCCCACGACGACAGUGUGAUGCAUCUCCAGUUUGUGGCCAAAUCCCAUCUCUUCUUCACUGCUGGGAAGGACAACAAGAUUAAGCAGUGGGAUGCAGAUAAAUUUGAGCACAUUCAGACAUUGGAGGGACAUCACCAAGAGGUGUGGUGCUUGGCACUCAGUCCUAAUGGAGACUACAUGGUUUCAGCAUCCCAUGAUAAGUCCUUGCGCCUCUGGGAAAGAACAAGAGAGCCCCUCAUACUGGAAGAGGAGAGGGAGAUGCAAAGAGAAGCUGAAUAUGAGGAGAGCGUGGCAAAGGAAGAGCAGCCUGUGGUGGCUGGCGAGACACAAGGAGAGACAGGGCUAGCAGGAAAGAAAACUAUUGAAACCAUCAAAGCGGCUGAACGGAUCAUGGAAGCUAUUGAACUGUACAGAGAAGAGAUGGCUAAAUUAAAGGAGCACAAGGCCAUAUGCAAAGCUGCAGGAAAAGAGGUUCCCCUUUCUGUUAAUCCCAUCCUCCAUGCCUAUGGAAAUAUUACCCCUUCUGCAUAUGUGCUAGAAGUUUUCAAGAAGGUCAAGUCAAGUGAGCUGGAAGAGUCUCUCCUGGUACUGCCUUUCUCCUAUGUCCCUGACCUCCUCAGGCUCUUCAGUGAACACAUUCAGCUAGGUUCAGAGAUGGAACUCCUGUGCCGAGCUCUCAUCUUCCUUCUCAAGAUACAUUUUGGGCAGAUCACAAGCAACCAUAUGCUGGUGAGCGUGAUAGAGAAUUUGAAGAAAACCACCAUCUCCAGAGUGAGUGAGGCCCGGGAUGUGUUGGGAUUCAACAUGGCAGGUCUCCAGUACCUGAAGAGAGAGAUUGAGGCCAAGGAUGAGGUGACAUUUUUUGCUGAUGCUACUGACCGUUUUGAGGAGAAGAGGAGGAAGAGGAAGAAGAUGGUUCUUGCAGUGAUCUAG
Molecule: messenger RNA, 2805 nt
Organism: Tinamus guttatus (white-throated tinamou)
Lineage: Eukaryota; Metazoa; Chordata; Aves; Tinamiformes; Tinamidae
Source: RefSeq, a predicted model, not a curated record